Molecule: messenger RNA, 1301 nt
Organism: Tympanuchus pallidicinctus (lesser prairie-chicken)
Lineage: Eukaryota; Metazoa; Chordata; Aves; Galliformes; Phasianidae
Gene: PTCD2
Product: pentatricopeptide repeat domain 2
Exons: 10
Coding region: 1-1230 (409 amino acids)
Biological process (GO): mitochondrion organization; multicellular organism development; regulation of mRNA processing
Cellular component (GO): mitochondrion
Molecular function (GO): protein binding; RNA binding
Source: RefSeq, a predicted model, not a curated record
AUGGCAGCCAGGAAGGAGGCGGUGGGGAAGGGGCUGGCCCGCCAACGCUCCGCCUCCGCCAGGCCGGGGUACAAGAUGGCGGCGGUGCUCUCCGGCGGGUCGCGGCGGGCGAUGCGGGCGGUGGUACGGCGCUCGGUGGUUCGCCUGUCCGCCUCGGGCUGCCGCGGCUGUAUGGCCGCAGGUAAACGGUAUCUGCUAACAGAAGAUAAUAUAAAGUUACAAGAAUUUCAGCAGGCAAAAGAGGCAAUUAGAAAUGAAUUCCAUGGCAAUAAAGAUCCAUAUUUCAAAAAUAUUAAAGAAAAAUUAAAGGAAAAUAGAAUUAUUCUCAAAAAUGAAUUAAAAAUUUUACUGCACUUAUGUCAGACUUCAUCUGAUGUGGAGCUAGCCAAAAAAGUUAUUUACAGUCUUUCUAAUAGGUACCAUGAACAGAGUGGAAUCACAGACAUGCAUGGUUUUAAAUUUGGGCCCCUCUUUAUGAGGUUAUGUUUUGAGCUAGACCUUGAAACUCCUGCAGUAGAACUUAUCAAAGAUCAGAGUUUGCAUGGUUUUUUCUCAGAGAGUACAUCCUUCCAUAUUUUGAUGACUAUGUUGUUUAAAAAGGGUCAUUACAAAAGUGCCUUGGAAGUCCUAGCAGAAAUGAAAACACAAGGAAUACCUUUCAACAAAGAAACCUAUUUACUGGCAUUUGCAGUAUGCUACAAAUUGGGCAGCCUGGAGUCUUGCAAAAUCUCUGCAAAACUGCUUGAAGAAGCACAGCUAAAAGGUGACACAUUACCACUGCGAGCAUUCUACUUUGCUGCGGCAUCUGCUCUGAAGCAGGAUGAUAUAGCACAAGCCCAAUUUUAUUGUUCUCAGAUAAGGAAAACAGAGAAUAAACUAUACAGUAAUCUUAAAGUUCUUGUCCAGCUCAGAUCUGGUUUGCUAGAAGAGGUAAUAAAGACUUUAGAGGCAGCAAUGGACGUAGAUACUCCUUUUGUGAAAAAAAUCGAAUUUUCUGAGCAAGUGCUGGCCACAGCCAGGGAAGAGAUGGAAAAAAACCCUGACUUUUCUGCCAAAUUAAGAGAUAUUUAUACCAAACUACAAGCUUCAGGACGGAUAACCACAUGCACGCUGGAAGACAUGCUUUUCCAGAUUCCUAGUUCAAAGAAGAUUCCAACAAAACUUUUAAAUAAAAAACAAUUGAGUUAUCAGGCUGCUAAACUGCUUCGAUCAAAUCUACUGUUGGAAUAGCUCAAUAUUUAUUGCUAAACUGAACUAAUGUCACCUAGAAGCAUGUUUGAAUAAAAUGUCUUCUUCCCUUC